This is a messenger RNA of Pistacia vera, 396 nucleotides long. Its product is annotated as VQ motif-containing protein 8, chloroplastic-like. The record is from RefSeq and is a predicted model, not a curated record. NCBI's taxonomy places the organism in Eukaryota, Viridiplantae, Streptophyta, Magnoliopsida, Sapindales, Anacardiaceae. The coding region runs from base 1 to 396 and encodes 131 amino acids. Gene Ontology annotation, cellular component: nucleus. The transcript has a single exon.
AUGAUGAACAUGUCUGCAGGAAGUUCAAAGCUUCAGGGUCCGCGGCCUGCGGCUCUUAAGGUGAGCAAUAGCUCUUCAAAGAUUAUGAAGAAGAAGAACAAUAAUAAUAAUGUUCAAAGAGUAAAAUCUCCUGUAGUGAUAUAUUUGGUGUCUCCCAAGAUUAUUCAUGUAAGACCUGAAGAAUUCAUGGGGUUCGUGCAGCGGCUUACCGGGAAACAAGCGACGGCGAAUUCAAAUUCGAAUUCAGAAUCUUCAUGUGCUACUGUAAUGGAAAAUGGUGAUGAGUGUGUUAAUGGUGGAGCGAAUUAUGAAGAUGAAGUUGCUCUUUCGGCGAAUUUGGCUGCCGCAUACCCUAGCUUAUGUAUCGACAUUUAUGCGGAUUGGGAUAACUUUUAG